Molecule: messenger RNA, 840 nt
Organism: Parnassius mnemosyne (clouded apollo)
Lineage: Eukaryota; Metazoa; Arthropoda; Insecta; Lepidoptera; Papilionidae
Source: the annotation of a GenBank genome assembly
AUGGGUAACGCAGGAAGUAACCAACCUAAAGAAUGGCAUAAAGAUAACACUGUUAAGCACCCCGAUGUAGGACCAUCUUCACCUACAAAGGAAGGCGAAGCAUUCACAUUUGACAAAAAAGUUGACGACCGCAGUGGUCGAGAAGAUGACAGUAUUAUAGAAGAUGGGGCGCCAUAUUAUACUAAGGCAGUGCCUGAAAGUAACUUGGAGUUUGAAACAAGGGAAAGAUCAAACACAUUGACUGAGAGCACUAAGGUUGCUGAUGAUGUUAAGGUUCUACCUACUGUAUUUAAAUGGGAAGGUGGAGGCAAACAGGUUUUCAUUAGUGGUACUUUCACUGAUUGGAAAACUAUUCCAAUGGUUAAGUCUCAUGGGGAUUUUGUAACGAUAAUAGAUUUGCCUGAGGGUGAACAUCAGUAUAAGUAUUUUGUUGAUGGAGAAUGGAGGCAUGACCCAACAGUGAAAGUUAUAGAUAAUGGGAUGGGAUCAAAAAAUAAUUUAGUAACUGUAAAAUUAUCCGAUUUUGAAGUUUUUCAAGCACUAGCAAAAGACAGUGAAGGAGUUCAUAGUAGUGCACAAACUGAAUAUUCACAGGAAAUACCACAAUCUAAGCCUUGGGAAAAAGUUUCAGGCCCUCCUAUAUUACCACCUCAUCUUUUACAAGUUAUUUUAAAUAAGGAUACUCCACUUUCUUGUGAGCCAACGUUACUACCAGAGCCCAAUCAUGUUAUGUUAAAUCAUCUGUAUGCACUUUCUAUUAAAGAUGGGGUGAUGGUUUUAUCAGCAACACAUCGUUAUAGAAAAAAAUAUGUGACAACACUUCUAUAUAAGCCAAUAUAA